AUGCAGCCAAGCACAGACUACCGCUCCUCCAUGGACGCAACGCCUCUACACAUCCCGGUGCCUGGGCUUGCUGCAGAGCCAGCCCCAUUUCCGUCAGAGAUGGCGGAUAUAAGUUCAAUAGGAUUGAUAGAGGGAAAUGUUCCUCCGGACUUGUUAUAUGCCACAGACUAUCGAGAUGCUCCUUAUUCUAUGAAAACCCAGAGCGCACAAGAGCAGUCUUGGAAUUAUGCACAAAUUGGUGCAGAUGCCCAGGACCCCUCUGGGGAAAGUUUCCAGAAGAUCUUGCUGAUUCUCGCUAACGUGACGCGGAGUAUGAACCCAGCCUCUCAGCUAACAGGGGAAGAUAUGCUGAUGGCUCUGGAUACCAUCUUAGGCCAAAACGCUGUAUAUCGGCAGCAGCUGAGCCAGGGCAUGAUGCCAACUGUGGAGCUACAGCAUUUAUUGCAACAGUAUUACGCUGAGAAUCAGCGCCUAAAUGCUCUGGUUGCUCAGCGGGACGAAGAGCGGUCAGCGCUACAGACUCAGGUCAAUGUUCUUACGAAGGAGAUCCAAAGUUUGGAAAGAAGCAAGGAGAGGGAAAUUCAGCUAGUGGCAGAUACAUAUCGUGAAGAGAUAUCCUCCUUACAGUCGCAGUUACAGGAGCAAGAAGCUGUACACCACAGGGAAUUGAGAAAACUGAGGGACGAAUUAGUCGCAGUAAAGCCUUGUAGCCUAGUUCCAAAGGAAGUGCAGACAGAAGCCCUUACCGUGUUACAAGAAACAUUGCAUCUUUCUGCUUUUGACAAUAAGGACUCAUCUGCACAAUUUGUCCUAAAGCCCCCUCCUAAGAAGCCAUUAGGAUCUGCUCGUGUAACGUUUGAUUUGGAGGAGUCAAAGCGGACUGGGGCCUUGGAGACCCCAGCUUCUUCCAGUCUUGCCACGCGAGUAGUAUCCACCGUGCAUAACAAUCCGAACAUUGAAUACGACCUGACCACAGACGACAUGGUGAUCUCGCAGCUUCAGGAAUCCUUGCGACAGACAGAUGGGAGUGCGCUACAAGCUCUGAGGCUUAAUUUUGAGCACGAGAUUGCUCAGCUCAAACUUGAGCUGGAGCAGGUUCAGAGUCAAGCGCUGAUCAUGAUUCAGCAAUCUGACUACGAAAAAAAUCAAAUUUAUACAGAGCUUGUUCAAUUGCGAGAGUUAACCGAAGAGCGACAGUUCAGAUUAGAGGAGCUACAACGUUUGCUUUGUGAAACGCACGAUUCACUAGAGUCAGCAAGGGAGGAAGCAGACAAUGAACGGAACACACGGCUUAAAUUAGAGCAAGAGUAUGUUGAAAGCAGAGACAGAGAGCGGUCGGCAGAGAUGAUAAAGGAGCACGAGAUGGAGUUGAGAGCUGAUGAAUUAAAAGAAGAGAAUCAGCAAUUAGGUCUUCGUCUGAACCAACUACAGUUCGAAUACAAUGAGUUGCGACAAGAGUAUAAAACCGUUAUAGACCUUCUGUCAACUCUUCAAGGGAAGUCCUUGGCCUCAGCUGUCGCUGAGAACGCCGCUGCAGAAUUGGCAGCCAUAGGCGAGUGCGCAAUUUCGGAAACUAGUAGCCGAGUCAUCCCCUUGGUGGAAUCCAUCGGGUUAUCAACACUUUCUACUGCUCCAUUAAUCGGCGGCGUUCCUCUCAUAGAUAGAGAGAUCGACGCCCAGCCACUUUCCUAUUCUGAAGCUGUUCAAACUAUUUUGCUCGCAUCUGAUAUUAAUAAGGACCAGCGAACUGAGGAUCAUGCUCUAAUCACCGAGCUGGAGAUCGCUCUUAACCAAACUAACAACGCCCUUAAGCAGCGAAUAACAGAGACAGUUGCAGCCGAGCAACGAAUCAAGGAGCUUACUGAGCAACUCAAACUGAAGUCCGCAGAGCUUGAGGAUUCCACGAUGGAGCUCACCCUUUUAAAGCUAGAGUUGGAAGAGACCAAAAAACCUGCUGAUUUGGUUGAGGCGCAACCUCAUCAAACAUACACCUAUGAGGCACUAUCUAGUCUAUCCAAUUAUUCUGUUGAACUCCCAAAAAAUCCCCUUAAUGAAGCAAAGCCUAAGCAAUUGAAGACCGCAUCAACUACAUUUACUAAACAAUCUGUGAAGGCUAACGAUGAAACUUUGGUACAAAGCCCUGUUCAACGGAACUUUCCACCGCAUCAUCAAAAAGCCACAUUACAUGAAGUACAAACCACUCAAACAGGAUUUCAUGAGAGGUUCGACUCUCUCUGUGACGAUUCUGAGCUAUCAGACUCGACUCAGCCAAGGAUAGACACGCAUUCUUUAGAGGAUCUCCAGAUAGAUAUGCAGAAUAUCAAGCAGCUCAUUGAAGAAUCUACAGAACGGGAGGCGUUCUAUGCAUCCCAAGAGUAA
Molecule: messenger RNA, 2379 nt
Organism: Giardia duodenalis
Lineage: Eukaryota; Fornicata; Diplomonadida; Hexamitidae
Exons: 1
Coding region: 1-2379 (792 amino acids)
Source: RefSeq, a predicted model, not a curated record